This is a messenger RNA of Podospora pseudopauciseta, 2023 nucleotides long. RefSeq lists its product as uncharacterized. The record is from RefSeq and is a predicted model, not a curated record. Bases 563 to 1804 code for a protein of 413 amino acids. Gene Ontology annotation, biological process: phosphatidylinositol phosphate biosynthetic process; inositol phosphate biosynthetic process. NCBI's taxonomy places the organism in Eukaryota, Fungi, Ascomycota, Sordariomycetes, Sordariales, Podosporaceae. Gene Ontology annotation, molecular function: inositol-1,4,5,6-tetrakisphosphate 3-kinase activity; inositol hexakisphosphate kinase activity; inositol-1,4,5-trisphosphate 3-kinase activity. The transcript is spliced from 2 exons. Gene Ontology annotation, cellular component: nucleus; cytoplasm.
CCCGCGGGGAGCAGUGUUGAUGAUUUGACGGGAGACAUUCACAGUUAGGGCGAGUGGGCGCAGUGACGAACAAGUCCUCCCCGACCCCUGUUUGCAGUCUGCAUGAAGAGGACCCUGAGGGAUGCCAUUGGUUGCCCAAUCCUUUGGCGUUGGCGAAGCGAUCCACUAUUGUGAGUGCGGAGAGACCCCUCAUGAGAUGGGAUGCGCUUUGGGAGUUGGAGGUUGGCAAUGCGCUCCGCCUCUGCGAUGCGCCGACCACCAACCCCCAUGCCGUUCCCCCCCCCCGAUCCGCAAAACUCCGCGUCUUGUAGAAAAUGUCCGCUUUUCCCAUCUCAUUGACCCGCUGCUUUCCUUCAACCAACAUCUCCAGAGACCAUCAUCGACCCUUGUUUUAUGUUUUGACAGACCGACGCACCUCGAUGCACCCAGCUCUCACAAUUGCGGCCCGACCCCUCCCCCCAAUACAAAUAGGCAGCCCGCAGGCAAAUCCACACACAUUUGAUUCGCAUUUUCUCCUUGGAAAUUCUGCGAUCAUAGAGAAUCGUCCCAAAGAAUCGCCAAAAUGAUUAGCAACAGAGAGAUCCCCAAGCACGCUGAUUUGCAGCCCUACAACUUCGCCGUCGCUGGACACGAUGGCACACUCUGCGAUCCCGAAGGCGAGCUCUUCAUCAAGCCCUGUGUCCAGCAAGAAAUCGACUUUUACGAAAAGGCCUUCAAGGACCACCCCGCCUUUGCCGACUUGAUGCCCGAGUAUCUUGGCACCCUCGUCCUGAACGACGCAUCCGAUGUCCACGAUAUCGAGGAGCAGAUCCCCGCGGCUGUUGAGCAUAUGACCCAGCACUUCAAGGAGGAGGCUGUCCGCAUGGCCAAGCAACACGCUGCCGACGUCGCGGCGGCCGAGGCUGCCAAGGAGGCAGAUGCGCUGGCUGCUAGCAAGGACAAUGUCUCCUGGAAACCCAACAAGAGCCGCAAGAUUGCCACGGACAAGUCAGUGGUGUUGGAGAAUGCUGCCUACGGGUUCAAGCGCCCCAAUAUUCUGGACGCCAAGCUUGGUCAGAGACUUUGGGCAGACGAUGCGCCCAUGGAGAAGCGCAAGCGGUUCGACGAGAUCACCAAGGUCACCACAAACGGAUCGCACGGUUUUCGCAUCGCGGGCAUGCGCGUAUACAAGGGGGGGGAGAACCCAGACGAGUGGGACCAGGAAGGCUACAAGGUCUAUAACAAGGACCAUGGCAGGCUGGUGGUCAACAAGGACAACGUUGUGGAUGAGAUUCGCAAAUUCAUCUUUAACCCGCGAGCGAAUAUCGACGAGGACCUUGGGCGGGCUGUGGCCGAGGCUUUCGUCAACGACCUGAAGAGAGUGGAACAGGUCCUUGCCAGCUCAGAAACAAGAAUGUACUCGGCCAGUCUGCUGUUUACAUUUGAAGGAGACGGUGAUGCGCUCAGGGCGGCCAUCGAGAACCAAACGCCAACAACCCCACCAAAGGAGGCUACCGAGAAGGAACCUGUUCCCCUCGCGUCCCGCGUUGACAGCGGCAUCGUUAUGGACGGUGAAGGAGAGAUUAUCCUGCCGCAGGGGAAUGGUACCACGAUUAAUGGAGUCAUUGAGGGAGACGUCAAGGUCCUCCAGCUCGCCGGGGAGGCGGAGAGCGAUGACGAAGAGUUUGCCUCACUGCCAAAGAUCUACUCGCUCAAGCUGAUCGAUUUUGCGCAUGCCACCUGGGUUCCUGGGCAAGGACCAGAUGAGAACAGCCUUUUUGGCGUUAGAAGUCUUAUCAAGAUUUUUGAGGAGUUGACGAAAUAAAGGGAAAAAAAGACCAUAGACGAAUUCCGGCGCAUAGAAAGAGUGGUGCAUAUGCAUAUGGGAAUCUCAUGAUAAUGACCGGGGGAAAGGUAAACAUGAUCUCGGGAUCUUGGAGACAGAUAGCGUUGAAUUUCGAAUACCCACUUCCGUACAUUUCAGCGCAGAUUUACUCUUCUCAAUCUUUUGGUUCAGUCUGUGUCACAUUUCGGGAAUGUUAAA